AUGCUCGUGCUCAAGCUCCACGCCGGCCCGGUGACGCGCCUGGCGGUGUCGUACGACGACUGCCUGCUGCUCAGCGCGGGCGCGGACGGCGCGGUGGUGGUGAUGGACGUGAAGGACAAGGAGCUGGCAAAGGCCUCGGCGAGGCGCGACCAGGCGCGCCCAGAGAAGCUGCCGUGGGCGGAGGAGGUCCUUGUCAGCAAGGCUGAGCUGGACGAGCGGCGUGCGCGCGUGACAGAGCUGGAGCAGCAGGUGGCCGAGCUCACGAUGCAGACGGAGUACCAGCUGCGCCUGAAGGACCUGCACACGCAGGAGCGCCUGAAGGAGGUUGCGGACCGCAGCAACGCCAAGCAGGAGGCGGACAGGCAAAAGUUUGAGAUGCUGCUCUCGGAAAAGAACGAGCAGGCGCGUAAGGGCCAGGGGGGGACGGGGCGACAAGGGCACCGGGCACGCAGGGCGCGGCGGCCGCUGGCGGUUGGCGGCGGCAGCGGCGGGGCGGCUUGA
Molecule: messenger RNA, 501 nt
Organism: Monoraphidium neglectum
Lineage: Eukaryota; Viridiplantae; Chlorophyta; Chlorophyceae; Sphaeropleales; Selenastraceae
Product: WD repeat-containing protein 65
Exons: 5
Coding region: 1-501 (166 amino acids)
Molecular function (GO): protein binding
Source: RefSeq, a predicted model, not a curated record